CCGCGAUUGGAGACAUGGCGGCGGCGGCGGCGGGUGACCGGUGCGCGCCGGGGGCCGCGUGCGGCCAGGACAGCUACCGCUCGCCGCUGGCCUCCCGCUACGCCAGCCCGGAGAUGUGCUUCGUGUUCAGCGACAGGUUCAAGUUCCGCACGUGGCGGCAGCUCUGGCUGUGGCUGGCGGAGGCCGAGCAGGCCCUGGGGCUGCCCAUCACGGAGGAGCAGCUGCAGGAGAUGCGGGCCAACCUGGACAACAUCGACUUCGCCCUGGCGGCCGAGGAGGAGCAGCGGCUGCGGCACGACGUCAUGGCGCAUGUGCACACCUUCGGCCACUGCUGCCCGAAGGCCGCGGGCAUCAUCCACCUGGGUGCCACCUCCUGCUAUGUGGGCGACAACACCGACCUGAUUAUUCUUAGAAAUGCGUUUGACCUGCUUCUGCCAAAGCUCGCCAGAGUGAUCUCUCGACUUGCUGAUUUUGCCAAGGAACGAGCCGACCUGCCCACCCUGGGCUUCACGCAUUUCCAGCCUGCCCAGCUGACCACCGUGGGCAAACGUUGCUGCCUCUGGAUCCAGGACCUCUGCAUGGACCUGCAGGGCCUGAAGCGGGUCCGGGAGGAGCUGCGCUUCCGGGGCGUGAAGGGCACCACGGGCACGCAGGCCAGCUUCCUGCAGCUCUUCGAAGGAGACCACCAGAAGGUAGAGCAGCUUGACAGGAUGGUGACGGAGAAGGCGGGAUUCAAGAGGGCUUUCAUCAUCACGGGCCAGACGUACACCCGGAAAGUGGACAUUGAGGUUCUGUCCGUGCUGGCGAGCCUGGGGGCUUCCGUGCACAAGAUCUGCACCGACAUCCGACUCCUGGCCAACCUCAAGGAGAUGGAAGAGCCCUUUGAAAAACAGCAGAUCGGCUCCAGCGCGAUGCCCUACAAGCGGAACCCCAUGCGCUCCGAGCGCUGCUGCAGCCUGGCCCGGCAUCUCAUGGCGCUGCUCACGGACCCGCUGCAGACGGCCGCCGUGCAGUGGUUUGAACGCACGCUGGACGACAGUGCCAACCGACGGAUCUGUUUGGCUGAGGCCUUCCUCACUGCAGAUACUAUACUGAACACACUGCAGAACAUUUCUGAAGGAUUGGUGGUGUACCCCAAAGUCAUCGAGCGGCGCAUUCGGCAGGAGCUGCCUUUCAUGGCCACGGAGAAUAUCAUCAUGGCCAUGGUGAAAGCCGGGGCCAGCCGCCAGGACUGUCACGAGAAAAUCAGGGUGCUGUCCCAGCAGGCCGCUGCCGUGGUCAAGCAGGAAGGGGGUGACAAUGACCUCAUCCAGCGGAUCCAGGCUGAUGCCUACUUCAGUCCCAUCCACUCCCAGCUGGACCAAUUGCUGGACCCGUCCUCGUUCACCGGCCGGUCCUCCCAGCAGGUUCAGAGGUUCCUAGAAGAGGAGGUGUAUCCCCUGCUAAAGCCCUACGAAAGUGUAAUGAAGGUGAAGGCAGAGUUGCGUCUUUAGAGCCGGAAGGAAAUUAAACAGAAUCAUCGUGACUUUGGUAACUUUUCAGAAGUGCCUCAUUUUACCUCAAGAAUUGUUAUCUUCAGUUAAUACUUUUUUUCCCCCUUCCAUGGCGCUUUCACAUUUCUUUGGGUUUACCGCCCGAGGUGGACACUGGCUAUAGCAGCGUCGGUGUCCGUGGCGGACAGCCAGGUGGGCCAUGUUUUCUCGGCAGUGUCCCAGCAAGGCCUUUCACACUUGCCUUCCUGGGCUUCUGAGUCAGUAAACAAAUCCCCAGUCCUCUCUGCGGAGGUUGAAUUUAAUCCGGUUUAGCAAAACCACCUGAACUCAAUCCAGCGUCGUUGAAUGCCUUUGUUUCAGUUCCAUUGGGCUAAAAUGCAUCAGGAAACUUGGCGCUACAGCAGGUUCUCAGGGUGACUGAUAAGAUUAUUGGACCUGCUCAGCCCAACUUGAGUCUCUCUUCACGGUCUUUUGGUAAGGCUUGAUAUCAAGGAAAUGCUAAUUGGGUCUCAGUCACAUCCAGGCAGCGGGUAAGAGACUGCAGUGCCCACUGUAGUCGGUGAUGAUAGAGAUCGGCCCAGCAGGAAAGCGCAGGGGAGUUACGCCACGGGCUCUGUCCCGAGUCCUUCGUCCCUGUGGUUUUUUUUUUUUUUUCUUUUCGGGUCACACCCAGCGAUGCACAGGGGUUACUCCUGGCUCUGCACUCAGGAAUUACCCCUGGUGGUGCUCGGGGGACCCUAUGGGAUGCUGGGAAUCGAACCGGGGUCGGCCGCGUGCAAGGUAAACGCCCUCCCUGCUGUGUUAUCAUUCCAGCCCUUGCUGUGUUUUUUGUUUCAGCAGAGGUGAAGGUAAAGAGUGGCAGGGGUGGGGCGAGCAUGUUGACUGCUUCAGGCCUGCCUGGGCUUCAGUCUACACACUCACACACAAUUUGGCACCACGCACAUACAAAUAAAUUAGAUAAAAGGAAUUGUGUUCGUGGGUGACCGGCCAGUAUAUUUCUUCGGUAAAAUAAGAUUUCAUCUAACCUAAGUGGAUUGAAACUUCGUAACCACAGCUUGGGAGGGCUGGGGAGAGUAAGCCUUGAACUCCGUCUGCACCCGAAGUGGCUGCCGUUUCGGGGUGUUUCACAUUAAAGGUGCUGCUGUGUCUG
This is a messenger RNA of Sorex araneus (European shrew), 2643 nucleotides long. It is a transcript of the gene ADSL, whose product is annotated as adenylosuccinate lyase. The record is from RefSeq and is a predicted model, not a curated record. The coding region runs from base 15 to 1493 and encodes 492 amino acids. Gene Ontology annotation, molecular function: (S)-2-(5-amino-1-(5-phospho-D-ribosyl)imidazole-4-carboxamido) succinate lyase (fumarate-forming) activity; N6-(1,2-dicarboxyethyl)AMP AMP-lyase (fumarate-forming) activity. Gene Ontology annotation, cellular component: cytosol. Gene Ontology annotation, biological process: 'de novo' AMP biosynthetic process. The transcript is spliced from 13 exons. Lineage: Eukaryota; Metazoa; Chordata; Mammalia; Eulipotyphla; Soricidae.